Molecule: messenger RNA, 1344 nt
Organism: Phaethon lepturus (White-tailed tropicbird)
Lineage: Eukaryota; Metazoa; Chordata; Aves; Phaethontiformes; Phaethontidae
Gene: SIMC1
Product: SUMO-interacting motifs containing 1
Exons: 9
Source: RefSeq, a predicted model, not a curated record
GAGAUCAUCGAUCUGACCUGUGAUGACACAAGCACAGACCCGGCACCAUGGAACAGCCUCACCAUCAUUGACCUGACAGAGGACACAAGCAGCCCUCCCCACACCACUGGCUGGGCUGACCAGGACCUCGGGCAGCGGAAACCUGAGCUCAUCCCCAGCGGGAAGCUGAGCAUGGUGCACACCACCAUGGAGGAGAACUUCCUGGAGGGCACCUUGCAUUUCCUGAGUGAGUUCGUCUCCCACCAGCACUGUCCCCCCAAAGAAAUCAUCUCCCACCUGAUCAGACAGAUCCUGUUGAACCCCCACCAAAGGGAGAUCCUGAAGGACACCUACAUGCUGCUGAUGAAGAUCCAAAUGCUCCAUCCAGCCAACGCCGCCACAGUAGGAUGGGAUUGGACGCUGCUGAAAUACAUCAUGGAGGACCAGGAUAAGCCCCCUGGCUGGCUCCUCUUCCUGCAGUACGUGGUACAGACCCUGGAGGAUGACUUCCAGCAGAAUCUGAGGCUGCGCCUGGUGCAGAAGUCGAUUGCCAAGAAAGUGCUUUCCUGUGACUUGUGCUUCAACAAUGUCAAGGAGGUGGUUGAAUGGUUGGUCGCAGCAGUUACAGGAGUCGGGUUCUCCCAGCCCUGGGAGCAGCCGCAAGAAACUACAUCCUCUUCAGCAGAAGCAAGGGCUGAACGCAGCUCAUCUGCACCGUGGCAGGCCAGCACUGACCAGGCAGAGGUGGCUCCCUCAGCUUUCUUCACCCAGAAGGUGAUGUUCCUGCUCCAGCGGAUGUUGUCCAUCGCAGUGGAAGUGGACAAAUCUCCCAACUGCAGCUCCUGUAAGAUCGCAGAUGUGAUAUUCCCAUUUGUACUGAAUAUUCCCCUGAGGAGCCAAAGGGAGGCUUUCUUAAACACCAUGGAGAGCCAGCUCCUGCGCUGCAAACUGCUAGAGCUGUUGUUCCAGCAUAGCUGCGAUGUGCCCACAACCUUGCCCUUGUCUCUGGCCAAGAUCCUGUAUUUCCUGAGCCACUCCUCUGUGCUGCUGCAAUACCAGGAUGAAACAGCAACAUGGCAAAGAUGGGAUGAGAUGCUGCACUACUUGAGUUUGCUACUGAUGAGUUACCAAAAUGUAAUACUGGAGCACUUGCGGAGCUCACUCAAUGACCGGAUGGACUUGAUCAUUCAGAAAGCCAAGCCCAAGCUCCAGGAUGGUGAUGACAUCAGCCAUCUGGACAUUCAAGUGAAGAUAGAGGACUUCAUCAGCCGAAUGCAGCAGGUCCUGGGGCAGCCUUUUCCCCUGCAAAUCACAGAGAAAUUGUGCAUGCUUCGGGAGUUGUUCCUCAUUGUCACCGCUACCUGA